AUGGAGAAUCUUAUCUCCACUAACACCAGUAAACCAGUGAGCUACCCUUCAACAUCUACUAAUUCUUCACCAGAAGAAGACAGCAUACCGAAUCCUUUUCAGUUUCAUCCUAUAGACCAGGCUGGUCAGUACUCAGCCUCAGCAUUUUCUUUGUAUCAUCCUCUCUGGAAUGUGAGUGAGAUUCAAAGGCCGCGGGUUUUGCAGCCAAAUGGGGCGUCAGAAAGGAGAGUUGUUGAUGCAUAUACGACUAAAGUUGCUCGAAAUAAGCGAAAGCUGGCUCGCCAAAGGACCCUUACCAAGCAUUCUAAUUCUGCUGCUCAUUCACUUCUCGAUGCCCGGAGAUUGACCUUCAAUCUGCAAUCUGGCCAGAGUAGUAUCAAUAGAGAUCUUUAUAAAUUCUGCACCCCCGACAACAAGAAACUAAGGUUGUUGCUGAGAAAGGAAUUAAAAACAAGUGAUGUUGGGUCUCUUGGGAGGAUUAUUCUUCCAAAGAGAGAAGCAGAGGAAAAUCUGCCUGUUCUGUCUGAUAAAGAAGGAAUUUUAGUUUCAAUCAGAGAUGUGAACUCUAACAAAGAAUGGAGCUUGAAGUUCAAGUAUUGGUCUAACAACAAAAGUAGAAUGUAUGUUCUUGAAAACACAGGAGAAUUCGUAAAGCAAAAUGGGAUGGGGAUCGGCGAUUCCCUUACACUCUACGAGGAUGAGAACAAGAAACUCUAUUUCUCCGUCGAGAAGGCCGAAAAACAAAAAUCAGACGAACAACACUCCAUGAAUCAUAACUACAUAUACAUACCGCAUACAUACCAAGCUAGAGAAGAAGAAGAAGCAUCAUUGGAACUACUGAUUGAACAGCUAAAACAUGAAGAACAGCAAGAAGAAGUUGUGAGUUUAUCCAUGGACAUUGCUCCCUCUUACAGACACAAAGACGAGGACAAGAAUUUCGGUCCGUUCAACAACUUCACCAGCAUUAGUAUAUACCCCCAGCCAGUGGUUGCAGCCAUCGCGCCGAUGCAGCCCUCAUCUUCAGCACAUGGCUCAAUGCGAGUGGUCGAUGACCAUUACGUUGAUGACUUCUAUACUGGCCUUGAUCUUCUUCCUGAUGCUUAUAGGUACAAAUUUUAAUUUGAUCAAAGACUAGGGGAUGAGAUAACUUGAAGCUCAAGCUACCUAGAUGUUUUUUUUGGCUUUCUAGUGUAUACUGAUACCUGAUUGUUUCUGAACAUGGAUUUGUUUUGUAA
Mercurialis annua (annual mercury) is the source of this 1235-nucleotide messenger RNA. Its product is annotated as B3 domain-containing transcription factor LEC2. NCBI's taxonomy places the organism in Eukaryota, Viridiplantae, Streptophyta, Magnoliopsida, Malpighiales, Euphorbiaceae. The transcript has 6 exons. Gene Ontology annotation, molecular function: DNA-binding transcription factor activity; DNA binding. The record is from RefSeq and is a predicted model, not a curated record. Bases 1 to 1119 code for a protein of 372 amino acids.